Messenger RNA from Closterium sp. Naga37s-1, 36111 nucleotides. Lineage: Eukaryota; Viridiplantae; Streptophyta; Zygnematophyceae; Desmidiales; Closteriaceae. The record is from the annotation of a GenBank genome assembly.
UCACACCCCCUGCCUCCUCAUGCCAUCCGCUCCCCCCCGCCCCCACCCUCCGCGUGCCCGCUCCCUUGCCGCCUCUUUUGACCCUCCCUGCCCCCCUCGCCGUUUCCCCCGCCCGCCAUUCGCUCCUCCCCGCCCGUGCGCUCCCCUCGUUUACCUUCUCCUCCCCCCUCCCCUCCUCUGCUGCACGCCUCUUCCUUCCCCUCGCCGACCCACUCCACUCCCUGCCCCUCCUCAAUCCGCACCCUGCCCCUCGUAUCUCGCCCCCCUAUGCUUGGUUUCUCCCCUCCCUGCCCCUCGCCGCCUUCUCCGCUCCCCACCUCCCCCCUCUCCCUGCUCCCCCACUCUCCCCCCCUUGCCCUUGGCUUCCUACCUCCCUGCCCCACCUUUCCCCCCUCCGUGUGCUCAGCUUCUCCCCUCCCUGCCCCUCCCUCCUCCCCGCCCUGCCCCUCAUUUUCCGCCCCCCCACACGCCCGGUUUCUCCCCUCCCCGCGCCUCCCUUUCUUUCUCCGUGCCUCUCCUUUGCUCCCUCCCUGCCCCCGCCUGCCCAUGCCCCUGUCUUUGGCUUCUCCCCUCCCUGCCCCACGUUUCUUCCCUCCCUGCCCCCCCUCUGCCCCUCCCUUGUUUUCCCCUCACCCAUUGCUUCUCCCCUCCCUGCCCUUGAUUUCCCGCACCCCUGCCCUUGUUUCCUACCAUCCAUGCCCCUCGUUUCCCCCCUUUGUACGUUCAGCCUCUUCCCUCCCUGCCCCUCCCCUCCUCCCCCCCUGCCCUUUGCCCCCUGCCCGUUGCUGCCCCUCCCCUUGCCCCUCAACUCCCCUGCCCCCCGUACACCCCAGUCCCAUCCACCGCCCCCACCCUCCCCCGGCUGCCCGUUUCCGCUCUCCACCCCCCCCGACCGUGUGCGGCUUCCAACCGCCCAACGGUGUCACACCCCCUGCCUCCUCAUGCCAUCCGCUCCCCCCCGCCCCCACCCUCCGCGUGCCCGCUCCCUUGCCGCCUCUUUUGACCCUCCCUGCCCCCCUCGCCGUUUCCCACCGCCCGCCAUUCGCUCCUCCCCGCCCGUGCGCUCCCCUCGUUUACCUUCUCCUCCCCCCUCCCCUCCUCUGCUGCACGCCUCUUCCUUCCCCUCGCCGACCCACUCCACUCCCUGCCCCUCCUCAAUCCGCACCCUGCCCCUCGUAUCUCGCCCCCCUAUGCUUGGUUUCUCCCCUCCCUGCCCCUCGCCGCCUUUCUCCGCUCCCCACCUCCCCCCUCUCCCUGCUCCCCCACUCUCCCCCCCUUGCCUUGGCUUCCUACCUCCCUGCCCCACCUUUCCCCCCUCCGUGUGCUCAGCUUCUCCCCUCCCUGCCCCUCCCUCCUCCCCGCCCUGCCCCUCAUUUUCCGCCCCCCCACGCCCGGUUUCUCCCCUCCCCGCGCCUCCCUUUCUUUCUCCGUGCCUCUCCUUUGCUCCCUCCCUGCCCCCGCCUGCCCAUGCCCCUGUCUUUGGCUUCUCCCCUCCCUGCCCCACGUUUCUUCCCUCCCUGCCCCCCCUCUGCCCCUCCCUUGUUUUCCCCUCACCCAUUGCUUCUCCCCUCCCUGCCCUUGAUUUCCCGCACCCCUGCCCUUGUUUCCUACCAUCCAUGCCCCUCGUUUCCCCCCUUUGUACGUUCAGCCUCUUCCCUCCCUGCCCCUCCCCUCCUCCCCCCCUGCCCUUUGCGUUCCCCUCGUUACGCUCCCUUCUCCCCAUCCCUGCUGCCCUCUUGCCACCAUCAGCCCAUCCGCACCACCAGCCCCCUCCCACCCCCUUCUCUCCCCCCCUCUCUCCCUCUCUCCUCUCUCUCUCUCUCUCUCUCUCUCUCUCUCUCUCUCUCUCUCUCUCUCCUCACACACACACGCACACUCCCCUCCCCCACCCCCCACCCACGUCCUCCCAUUCCGCCCCUCCCUGCCCCUUUCCCACCCCCUCGCACGCCCCUCACCUCCCACCUCCGUGCAACUGGUUUCCCCCCUAUGGUGCCUCCCUUGCAUCGCUCGCCCCGCUGCUCACCCUCUGCCCGCCCCUUUUCCGUGCCCUCAGCUGGCCCAGCCCCUGCCCGUUGCUGCCCCUCCCCUUGCCCCCUCAACUCCCCUGCCCCCCGUACACCCCAGUCCCAUCCAACCGCCCCCACCCUCCCCCGGCUGCCCGUUUCCGCUCUCCACCCCCGCGACCGUGUGCGGCUUCCAACCGCCCAACGGUGGUGCGCACGGGGCGUUUCUUCGCACGGGCAAGCCUCCCCGGGGGCCCCCACCCCGCUGAGUCGUUUCACACCCCCUGCCUCCUCAUGCCAUCCGCUCCCCCCCCCCCCACCCUCCGCGUGCCCGCUCCCUUGCCGCCUCUUUUGACCCUCCCCUGCCCCCCUCGCCGUUUCCCACCGCCCGCCAUUCGCUCCUCCCCGCCCGUGCGCUCCCCUCGUUUACCUUCUCCUCCCCCCUCCCCUCCUCUGCUGCACGCCUCUUCCUUCCCCUCGCCGACCCACUCCACUCCACUCCCUGCCCUCCUCAAUCCGCACCCUGCCCCUCGUAUCUCGCCCCCCUAUGCUUGGUUUCUCCCCUCCCUGCCCCUCGCCGCCUUUCUCCGCUCCCCACCUCCCCCCUCUCCCUGCUCCCCCACUCUCCCCCCCUUGCCCUUGGCUUCCUACCUCCCUGCCCCACCUUUCCCCCCCUCCGUGUGCUCAGCUUCUUCCCCUCCCUGCCCCUCCCUCACUCCCCCGCCCUGCCCCUCAUUUUCCGCCCCCCCACGCCCGGUUUCUCCCUCCCCCGCCCUCCCUUUCUUUCUCCGUGCCUCUCCUUUGCUCCCUCCCUGCCCCCGCCUGCCCAUGCCCCUGUCUUUGUGCUUCUCCCCUCCCUGCUCCCACGUUUCUUCCCUCCCUGCCCCCCCCUCUGCCCCUUCCCUUGUUUUCCCUCACCCAUUGCUUCUCUCCCUCCCUGCCCUUGAUUUCCCGCACCCCUGCCCUUGUUUCCUACCAUCCAUGCCCCUCGUUUCCCCCCUUUUUGCCACCAUCAGCCCAUUCCGCACCACCAGCACCCCCCUCCCACCACCCUUCUUCUCCACACCCAUCCCUUUCCCGUCUUCUCCUCUCUCUCUAGUCAGUCUUUCUCACAGCACACACGCAAACAACUCCCCGCCCCCAGCCCCCCACGGCCACGUCCUUCCACAUUCCGCACCUCCCUGCCCCUUUCCCUACCCCCCCUCGCAACGCCCCUCACCUCCCACCUCCCGUGCAACUGGUUUCCCCCCUAUGGUGCCUCCCUUGCAUCGCUCGCCCCGCUGCUCACAGCCGCUGCCCGCCCCUAUUUUCCGUGCCCUCAGCUGGCCCAGCCCCUGCCCGUUGCUGCCCCUCCCACUUGCCCCCUCAACUCCCCUGCCCCCGUACACCCCAGUCCCAUCCCACCGCCCCCACCCUCCCCGCGGCUUGCCCGUUUCCGCUCUCCACCCCCGCGACCGUGUGCGGCUUCCAAACCGCCCAAACGGUGUCACACCCCCUGCCUCCUCAUGCCAUCCGCUCCCCCCCGCCCCCACCCUCCGCGUGCCCGCUCCCUUGCCGCCUCUUUUGACCCUCCCUGCCCCCCUCGCCGUUUCCCACCGCCCGCCAUUCGCUCCUCCCCGCCCGUGCGCUCCCCUCGUUUACCUUCUCCUCCCCCCUCCCCUCCUCUGCUGCACGCCUCUUCCUUCCCCUCGCCGACCCACUCCACUCCCUGCCCCUCCUCAAUCCGCACCCUGCCCCUCGUAUCUCGCCCCCCUAUGCUUGGUUUCUCCCCUCCCUGCCCCUCGCCGCCUUUCUCCGCUCCCCACCUCCCCCCUCUCCCUGCUCCCCCACUCUCCCCCCCUUGCCCUUGGCUUCCUACCUCCCUGCCCCACCUUUCCCCCCUCCGUGUGCUCAGCUUCUCCCCUCCCUGCCCCUCCCUCCUCCCCGCCCUGCCCCUCAUUUUCCGCCCCCCCACGCCCGGUUUCUCCCCUCCCCGCGCCUCCCUUUCUUUCUCCGUGCCUCUCCUUUGCUCCCUCCCUGCCCCCGCCUGCCCAUGCCCCUGUCUUUGGCUUCUCCCCUCCCUGCCCCACGUUUCUUCCCUCCCUGCCCCCCCUCUGCCCCUCCCUUGUUUUCCCCUCACCCAUUGCUUCUCCCCUCCCUGCCCUUGAUUUCCCGCACCCCUGCCCUUGUUUCCUACCAUCCAUGCCCUCGUUUCCCCCCUUUGUACGUUCAGCCUCUUCCCUCCCUGCCCCUCCCCUCCUCCCCCCUGCCCUUUGCGUUCCCCUCGCUACGCUCCCUUCUCCCCAUCCCUGCUGCCCUCUUGCCACCAUCAGCCCAUCCGCACCACCAGCCCCCCUCCCACCCUUCUCUCCCCCCCCUCCCUUUCCCUCUCUCUCUCUCUCUCCUCUCUCUCUCUCUCUCUCUUUCUCACACACACACGCACACUCCCCUCCCCCACCCCCCACCCACGUCCUCCCAUUCCGCCCCUCCCUGCCCCUUUCCCACCCCCUCGCACGCCCCUCACCUCCCACCUCCGUGCAACUGGUUUCCCCCCUAUGGUGCCUCCCUUGCAUCGCUCGCCCCGCUGCUCACCCCUCUGCCCGCCCCUUUUCCGUGCCCUCAGCUGGCCCAGCCCCUGCCCGUUGCUGCCCCUCCCCUUGCCCCCUCAACUCCCCUGCCCCCCGUACACCCCAGUCCCAUCCAACCGCCCCCACCCUCCCCCGGCUGCCCGUUUCCGCUCUCCACCCCCGCGACCGUGUGCGGCUUCCAACCGCCCAACGGUGGUGCGCACGGGGCGUUUCUUCGCACGGGCAAGCCUCCCCGGGGGGCCCCCACCCCGCUGAGUCGUUUCACACCCCCUGCCUCCUCAUGCCAUCCGCUCCCCCCCGCCCCCACCCUCCGCGUGCCCGCUCCCUUGCCGCCUCUUUUGACCCUCCCUGCCCCCCUCGCCGUUUCCCACCGCCCGCCAUUCGCUCCUCCCCGCCCGUGCGCUCCCCCUCGUUUACCUUCUCCUCCCCCCUCCCCUCCUCUGCUGCACGCCUCUUCCUUCCCCUCGCCGACCCACUCCACUCCCUGCCCCUCCUCAAUCCGCACCCUGCCCCUCGUAUCUCGCCCCCCUAUGCUUGGUUUCUCCCCUCCCUGCCCCUCGCCGCCUUUCUCCGCUCCCCACCUCCCCCCUCUCCCUGCUCCCCCACUCUCCCCCCCUUGCCCUUGGCUUCCUACCUCCCUGCCCCACCUUUCCCCCCUCCGUGUGCUCAGCUUCUCCCCUCCCUGCCCCUCCCUCCUCCCCGCCCUGCCCCUCAUUUUCCGCCCCCCCACGCCCGGUUUCUCCCCUCCCCGCGCCUCCCUUUCUUUCUCCGUGCCUCUCCUUUGCUCCCUCCCUGCCCCCGCCUGCCCAUGCCCCUGUCUUUGGCUUCUCCCCUCCCUGCCCCACGUUUCUUCCCUCCCUGCCCCCCCUCUGCCCCUCCCUUGUUUUCCCCUCACCCAUUGCUUCUCCCCUCCCUGCCCUUGAUUUCCCGCACCCCUGCCCUUGUUUCCUACCAUCCAUGCCCCUCGUUUCCCCCCUUUGUACGUUCAGCCUCUUCCCUCCCUGCCCCUCCCCUCCUCCCCCCCUGCCCUUUGCGUUCCCCUCGUUACGCUCCCUUCUCCCCAUCCCUGCUGCCCUCUUGCCACCAUCAGCCCAUCCGCACCACCAGCCCCCCUCCCACCCUUCUCUCCCCCCCUCCCUUUCCCUCUCUCUCUCUCUCUCUCUCUCUCUCUCUCUCUCUCUCUCUCUCUUUCUCACACACACACGCACACUCCCCUCCCCCACCCCCCACCCACGUCCUCCCAUUCCGCCCCUCCCUGCCCCUUUCCCACCCCCUCGCACGCCCCUCACCUCCCACCUCCGUGCAACUGGUUUCCCCCCUAUGGUGCCUCCCUUGCAUCGCUCGCCCCGCUGCUCACCCUCUGCCCGCCCCUUUUCCGUGCCCUCAGCUGGCCCAGCCCCUGCCCGUUGCUGCCCCUCCCCUUGCCCCCUCAACUCCCCUGCCCCCCGUACACCCCAGUCCCAUCCAACCGCCCCCACCCUCCCCCGGCUGCCCGUUUCCGCUCUCCACCCCCGCGACCGUGUGCGGCUUCCAACCGCCCAACGGUGGUGCGCACGGGGCGUUUCUUCGCACGGGCAAGCCUCCCCGGGGGGCCCCCACCCCGCUGAGUCGUUUCACACCCCCUGCCUCCUCAUGCCAUCCGCUCCCCCCCGCCCCCACCCUCCGCGUGCCCGCUCCCUUGCCGCCUCUUUUGACCCUCCCUGCCCCCCUCGCCGUUUCCCACCGCCCGCCAUUCGCUCCUCCCCGCCCGUGCGCUCCCCUCGUUUACCUUCUCCUCCCCCCUUCCCUCCUCUGCUGCACGCCUCUUCCUUCCCCUCGCCGACCCACUCCACUCCCUGCCCCUCCUCAAUCCGCACCCUGCCCCUCGUAUCUCGCCCCCCUAUGCUUGGUUUCUCCCCUCCCUGCCCCUCGCCGCCUUUCUCCGCUCCCCACCUCCCCCCUCUCCCUGCUCCCCCACUCUCCCCCCCUUGCCCUUGGCUUCCUACCUCCCUGCCCCACCUUUCCCCCCUCCGUGUGCUCAGCUUCUCCCCUCCCUGCCCCUCCCUCCUCCCCGCCCUGCCCCUCAUUUUCCGCCCCCCCACGCCCGGUUUCUCCCCUCCCCGCGCCUCCCUUUCUUUCUCCGUGCCUCUCCUUUGCUCCCUCCCUGCCCCCGCCUGCCCAUGCCCCUGUCUUUGGCUUCUCCCCUCCCUGCCCCACGUUUCUUCCCUCCCUGCCCCCCCUCUGCCCCUCCCUUGUUUUCCCCUCACCCAUUGCUUCUCCCCUCCCUGCCCUUGAUUUCCCGCACCCCUGCCCUUGUUUCCUACCAUCCAUGCCCCUCGUUUCCCCCCUUUGUACGUUCAGCCUCUUCCCUCCCUGCCCCUCCCCUCCUCCCCCCCUGCCCUUUGCGUUCCCCUCGCUACGCUCCCUUCUCCCCAUCCCUGCUGCCCUCUUGCCACCAUCAGCCCAUCCGCACCACCAGCCCCCCUCCCACCCUUCUCUCCCCCCCUCCCUUUCCCUCUCUCUCUCUCUCUCUCUUUCUCACACACACACGCACACUCCCCUCCCCCACCCCCCACCCACGUCCUCCCAUUCCGCCCCUCCCUGCCCCUUUCCCACCCCCUCGCACGCCCCUCACCUCCCACCUCCGUGCAACUGGUUUCCCCCCUAUGGUGCCUCCCUUGCAUCGCUCGCCCCUCUGCUCACCCUCUGCCCGCCCCUUUUCCGUGCCCUCAGCUGGCCCAGCCCCUGCCCGUUGCUGCCCCUCCCGUUGCCCGCUCAACUCCCCUGCUCCCCGUACACCCCAGUCCCAUCCAACCGCCCCCACCCUCCCCCGGCUGCCCGUUUCCGCUCUCCACCCCCGCGACCGUGUGCGGCUUCCAACCGCCCAACGGUGUCACACCCCCUGCCUCCUCAUGCCAUCCGCUCCCCCCCCGCCCCCACCCUCCGCGUGCCCGCUCCCUUGCCGCCUCUUUUGACCCUCCCUGCCCCCCUCGCCGUUUCCCACCGCCCGCCAUUCGCUCCUCCCCGCCCGUGCGCUCCCCUCGUUUACCUUCUCCUCCCCCCUUCCCUCCUCUGCUGCACGCCUCUUCCUUCCCCUCGCCGACCCACUCCACUCCCUGCCCCUCCUCAAUCCGCACCCUGCCCCUCGUAUCUCGCCCCCCUAUGCUUGGUUUCUCCCCUCCCUGCCCCUCGCCGCCUUUCUCCGCUCCCCACCUCCCCCCUCUCCCUGCUCCCCCACUCUCCCCCCCUUGCCCUUGGCUUCCUACCUCCCUGCCCCACCUUUCCCCCCUCCGUGUGCUCAGCUUCUCCCCUCCCUGCCCCUCCCUCCUCCCCGCCCUGCCCCUCAUUUUCCGCCCCCCCACGCCCGGUUUCUCCCCUCCCCGCGCCUCCCUUUCUUUCUCCGUGCCUCUCCUUUGCUCCCUCCCUGCCCCCGCCUGCCCAUGCCCCUGUCUUUGGCUUCUCCCCUCCCUGCCCCACGUUUCUUCCCUCCCUGCCCCCCCUCUGCCCCUCCCUUGUUUUCCCCUCACCCAUUGCUUCUCCCCUCCCUGCCCUUGAUUUCCCGCACCCCUGCCCUUGUUUCCUACCAUCCAUGCCCCUCGUUUCCCCCCUUUGUACGUUCAGCCUCUUCCCUCCCUGCCCCUCCCCUCCUCCCCCCCUGCCCUUUGCGUUCCCCUCGCUACGCUCCCUUCUCCCCAUCCCUGCUGCCCUCUUGCCACCAUCAGCCCAUCCGCACCACCAGCCCCCCUCCCACCCUUCUCUCCCCCCCUCCCUUUCCCUCUCUCUCUCUCUCUCUCUUUCUCACACACACACGCACACUCCCCUCCCCCACCCCCCACCCACGUCCUCCCAUUCCGCCCCUCCCUGCCCCUUUCCCACCCCCUCGCACGCCCCUCACCUCCCACCUCCGUGCAACUGGUUUCCCCCCUAUGGUGCCUCCCUUGCAUCGCUCGCCCCGCUGCUCACCCUCUGCCCGCCCCUUUUCCGUGCCCUCAGCUGGCCCAGCCCCUGCCCGUUGCUGCCCCUCCCCUUGCCCCCUCAACUCCCCUGCCCCCCGUACACCCCAGUCCCAUCCAACCGCCCCCACCCUCCCCCGGCUGCCCGUUUCCGCUCUCCACCCCCGCGACCGUGUGCGGCUUCCAACCGCCCAACGGUGUCACACCCCCUGCCUCCUCAUGCCAUCCGCUCCCCCCCGCCCCACCCUCCGCGUGCCCGCUCCCUUGCCGCCUCUUUUGACCCUCCCUGCCCCCCUCGCCGUUUCCCACCGCCCGCCAUUCGCUCCUCCCCGCCCGUGCGCUCCCCUCGUUUACCUUCUCCUCCCCCCUUCCCCUCCUCUGCUGCACGCCUCUUCCUUCCCCUCGCCGACCCACUCCACUCCCUGCCCCUCCUCAAUCCGCACCCUGCCCCUCCUUCUCCCCUCCCUGCCCCUCCCUCCUCCCCGCCCUGCCCCUCAUUUUCCGCCCCCCCACGCCCGGUUUCUCCCCUCCCCGCGCCUCCCUUUCUUUCUCCGUGCCUCUCCUUUGCUCCCUCCCUGCCCCCGCCUGCCCAUGCCCCUGUCUUUGGCUUCUCCCCUCCCUGCCCCACGUUUCUUCCCUCCCUGCCCCCCCUCUGCCCCUCCCUUGUUUUCCCCUCACCCAUUGCUUCUCCCCUCCCUGCCCUUGAUUUCCCGCACCCCUGCCCUUGUUUCCUACCAUCCAUGCCCCUCGUUUCCCCCCUUUGUACGUUCAGCCUCUUCCCUCCCUGCCCCUCCCCUCCUCCCCCCCUGCCCUUUGCGUUCCCCUCGCUUACGCUCCCUUCUCCCCAUCCCUGCUGCCCUCUUGCCACCAUCAGCCCAUCCGCACCACCAGCCCCCCUCCCACCCUUCUCUCCCCCCCUCCCUUUCCCUCUCUCUCUCUCUCUCUCUCUCUCUCUCUCUCUCUCUCUCUCUCUCUUUCUCACACACACACGCACACUCCCCUCCCCCACCCCCCCACCCACGUCCUCCCAUUCCGCCCCUCCCUGCCCCUUUCCCACCCCCUCGCACGCCCCUCACCUCCCACCUCCGUGCAACUGGUUUCCCCCCUAUGGUGCCUCCCUUGCAUCGCUCGCCCCGCUGCUCACCCUCUGCCCGCCCCUUUUCCGUGCCCUCAGCUGGCCCAGCCCCUGCCCGUUGCUGCCCCUCCCCUUGCCCCCUCAACUCCCCUGCCCCCCGUACACCCCAGUCCCAUCCAACCGCCCCCACCCUCCCCCGGCUGCCCGUUUCCGCUCUCCACCCCCGCGACCGUUCACACCCCCUGCCUCCUCAUGCCAUCCGCUCCCCCCCGCCCCCACCCUCCGCGUGCCCGCUCCCUUGCCGCCUCUUUUGACCCUCCCUGCCCCCCUCGCCGUUUCCCACCGCCCGCCAUUCGCUCCUCCCCGCCCGUGCGCUCCCCUCGUUUACCUUCUCCUCCCCCCUCCCCUCCUCUGCUGCACGCCUCUUCCUUCCCCUCGCCGACCCACUCCACUCCCUGCCCCUCCUCAAUCCGCACCCUGCCCCUCGUAUCUCGCCCCCCUAUGCUUGGUUUCUCCCCUCCCUGCCCCUCGCCGCCUUUCUCCGCUCCCCACCUCCCCCCUCUCCCUGCUCCCCCACUCUCCCCCCCUUGCCCUUGGCUUCCUACCUCCCUGCCCCACCUUUCCCCCCUCCGUGUGCUCAGCUUCUCCCCUCCCUGCCCCUCCCUCCUCCCCGCCCUGCCCCUCAUUUUCCGCCCCCCCACGCCCGGUUUCUCCCCUCCCCGCGCCUCCCUUUCUUUCUCCGUGCCUCUCCUUUGCUCCCUCCCUGCCCCCGCCUGCCCAUGCCCCUGUCUUUGGCUUCUCCCCUCCCUGCCCCACGUUUCUUCCCUCCCUGCCCCCCCUCUGCCCCUCCCUUGUUUUCCCCUCACCCAUUGCUUCUCCCCUCCCUGCCCUUGAUUUCCCGCACCCCUGCCCUUGUUUCCUACCAUCCAUGCCCCUCGUUUCCCCCCUUUGUACGUUCAGCCUCUUCCCUCCCUGCCCCUCCCCUCCUCCCCCCCUGCCCUUUGCGUUCCCCUCGCUACGCUCCCUUCUCCCCAUCCCUGCUGCCCUCUUGCCACCAUCAGCCCAUCCGCACCACCAGCCCCCCUCCCACCCUUCUCUCCCCCCCUCCCUUUCCCUCUCUCUCUCUCUCUCUCUCUCUCUCUCUCUUUCUCACACACACACGCACACUCCCCUCCCCCACCCCCCACCCACGUCCUCCCAUUCCGCCCCUCCCUGCCCCUUUCCCACCCCCUCGCACGCCCCUCACCUCCCACCUCCGUGCAACUGGUUUCCCCCCUAUGGUGCCUCCCUUGCAUCGCUCGCCCCUCUGCUCACCCUCUGCCCGCCCCUUUUCCGUGCCCUCAGCUGGCCCAGCCCCUGCCCGUUGCUGCCCCUCCCCUUGCCCCCUCAACUCCCCUGCCCCCCGUACACCCCAGUCCCAUCCAACCGCCCCCACCCUCCCCCGGCUGCCCGUUUCCGCUCUCCACCCCCGCGACCGUUCACACCCCCUGCCUCCUCAUGCCAUCCGCUCCCCCCCGCCCCCACCCUCCGCGUGCCCGCUCCCUUGCCGCCUCUUUUGACCCUCCCUGCCCCCCUCGCCGUUUCCCACCGCCCGCCAUUCGCUCCUCCCCGCCCGUGCGCUCCCCUCGUUUACCUUCUCCUCCCCCCUCCCCUCCUCUGCUGCACGCCUCUUCCUUCCCCUCGCCGACCCACUCCACUCCCUGCCCCUCCUCAAUCCGCACCCUGCCCCUCGUAUCUCGCCCCCCUAUGCUUGGUUUCUCCCCUCCCUGCCCCUCGCCGCCUUUCUCCGCUCCCCACCUCCCCCCUCUCCCUGCUCCCCCACUCUCCCCCCCUUGCCCUUGGCUUCCUACCUCCCUGCCCCACCUUUCCCCCCUCCGUGUGCUCAGCUUCUCCCCUCCCUGCCCCUCCCUCCUCCCCGCCCUGCCCCUCAUUUUCCGCCCCCCCACGCCCGGUUUCUCCCCUCCCCGCGCCUCCCUUUCUUUCUCCGUGCCUCUCCUUUGCUCCCUCCCUGCCCCCGCCUGCCCAUGCCCCUGUCUUUGGCUUCUCCCCUCCCUGCCCCACGUUUCUUCCCUCCCUGCCCCCCCUCUGCCCCUCCCUUGUUUUCCCCUCACCCAUUGCUUCUCCCCUCCCUGCCCUUGAUUUCCCGCACCCCUGCCCUUGUUUCCUACCAUCCAUGCCCCUCGUUUCCCCCCUUUGUACGUUCAGCCUCUUCCCUCCCUGCCCCUCCCCUCCUCCCCCCCUGCCCUUUGCGUUCCCCUCGCUACGCUCCCUUCUCCCCAUCCCUGCUGCCCUCUUGCCACCAUCAGCCCAUCCGCACCACCAGCCCCCCUCCCACCCUUCUCUCCCCCCCUCCCUUUCCCUCUCUCUCUCUCUCUCUCUCUCUCUCUUUCUCACACACACACGCACACUCCCCUCCCCCACCCCCCACCCACGUCCUCCCAUUCCGCCCCUCCCUGCCCCUUUCCCACCCCCUCGCACGCCCCUCACCUCCCACCUCCGUGCAACUGGUUUCCCCCCUAUGGUGCCUCCCUUGCAUCGCUCGCCCCUCUGCUCACCCUCUGCCCGCCCCUUUUCCGUGCCCUCAGCUGGCCCAGCCCCUGCCCGUUGCUGCCCCUCCCGUUGCCCGCUCAACUCCCCUGCUCCCCGUACACCCCAGUCCCAUCCAACCGCCCCCACCCUCCCCCGGCUGCCCGUUUCCGCUCUCCACCCCCGCGACCUCACACCCCCUGCCUCCUCAUGCCAUCCGCUCCCCCCCGCCCCCACCCUCCGCGUGCCCGCUCCCUUGCCGCCUCUUUUGACCCUCCCUGCCCCCCUCGCCGUUUCCCACCGCCCGCCAUUCGCUCCUCCCCGCCCGUGCGCUCCCCUCGUUUACCUUCUCCUCCCCCCUUCCCUCCUCUGCUGCACGCCUCUUCCUUCCCCUCGCCGACCCACUCCACUCCCUGCCCCUCCUCAAUCCGCACCCUGCCCCUCGUAUCUCGCCCCCCUAUGCUUGGUUUCUCCCCUCCCUGCCCCUCGCCGCCUUUCUCCGCUCCCCACCUCCCCCCUCUCCCUGCUCCCCCACUCUCCCCCCCUUGCCCUUGGCUUCCUACCUCCCUGCCCCACCUUUCCCCCCUCCGUGUGCUCAGCUUCUCCCCUCCCUGCCCCUCCCUCCUCCCCGCCCUGCCCCUCAUUUUCCGCCCCCCCACGCCCGGUUUCUCCCCUCCCCGCGCCUCCCUUUCUUUCUCCGUGCCUCUCCUUUGCUCCCUCCCUGCCCCCGCCUGCCCAUGCCCCUGUCUUUGGCUUCUCCCCUCCCUGCCCCACGUUUCUUCCCUCCCUGCCCCCCCUCUGCCCCUCCCUUGUUUUCCCCUCACCCAUUGCUUCUCCCCUCCCUGCCCUUGAUUUCCCGCACCCCUGCCCUUGUUUCCUACCAUCCAUGCCCCUCGUUUCCCCCCUUUGUACGUUCAGCCUCUUCCCUCCCUGCCCCUCCCCUCCUCCCCCCCUGCCCUUUGCGUUCCCCUCGCUACGCUCCCUUCUCCCCAUCCCUGCUGCCCUCUUGCCACCAUCAGCCCAUCCGCACCACCAGCCCCCCUCCCACCCUUCUCUCCCCCCCUCCCUUUCCCUCUCUCUCUCUCUCUCUCUCUUUCUCACACACACACGCACACUCCCCUCCCCCACCCCCCACCCACGUCCUCCCAUUCCGCCCCUCCCUGCCCCUUUCCCACCCCCUCGCACGCCCCUCACCUCCCACCUCCGUGCAACUGGUUUCCCCCCUAUGGUGCCUCCCUUGCAUCGCUCGCCCCGCUGCUCACCCUCUGCCCGCCCCUUUUCCGUGCCCUCAGCUGGCCCAGCCCCUGCCCGUUGCUGCCCCUCCCCUUGCCCCCUCAACUCCCCUGCCCCCCGUACACCCCAGUCCCAUCCAACCGCCCCCACCCUCCCCCGGCUGCCCGUUUCCGCUCUCCACCCCCGCGACCUCACACCCCCUGCCUCCUCAUGCCAUCCGCUCCCCCCCGCCCCCACCCUCCGCGUGCCCGCUCCCUUGCCGCCUCUUUUGACCCUCCCUGCCCCCCUCGCCGUUUCCCACCGCCCGCCAUUCGCUCCUCCCCGCCCGUGCGCUCCCCUCGUUUACCUUCUCCUCCCCCCUCCCCUCCUCUGCUGCACGCCUCUUCCUUCCCCUCGCCGACCCACUCCACUCCCUGCCCCUCCUCAAUCCGCACCCUGCCCCUCGUAUCUCGCCCCCCUAUGCUUGGUUUCUCCCCUCCCUGCCCCUCGCCGCCUUUCUCCGCUCCCCACCUCCCCCCUCUCCCUGCUCCCCCACUCUCCCCCCCUUGCCCUUGGCUUCCUACCUCCCUGCCCCACCUUUCCCCCCUCCGUGUGCUCAGCUUCUCCCCUCCCUGCCCCUCCCUCCUCCCCGCCCUGCCCCUCAUUUUCCGCCCCCCCACGCCCGGUUUCUCCCCUCCCCGCGCCUCCCUUUCUUUCUCCGUGCCUCUCCUUUGCUCCCUCCCUGCCCCCGCCUGCCCAUGCCCCUGUCUUUGGCUUCUCCCCUCCCUGCCCCACGUUUCUUCCCUCCCUGCCCCCCCUCUGCCCCUCCCUUGUUUUCCCCUCACCCAUUGCUUCUCCCCUCCCUGCCCUUGAUUUCCCGCACCCCUGCCCUUGUUUCCUACCAUCCAUGCCCCUCGUUUCCCCCCUUUGUACGUUCAGCCUCUUCCCUCCCUGCCCCUCCCCUCCUCCCCCCCUGCCCUUUGCGUUCCCCUCGUUACGCUCCCUUCUCCCCAUCCCUGCUGCCCUCUUGCCACCAUCAGCCCAUCCGCACCACCAGCCCCCCUCCCACCCUUCUCUCCCCCCCUCCCUUUCCCUCUCUCUCUCUCUCUCUCUCUCUCUCUCUCUUUCUCACACACACACGCACACUCCCCUCCCCCACCCCCCACCCACGUCCUCCCAUUCCGCCCCUCCCUGCCCCUUUCCCACCCCCUCGCACGCCCCUCACCUCCCACCUCCGUGCAACUGGUUUCCCCCCUAUGGUGCCUCCCUUGCAUCGCUCGCCCCGCUGCUCACCCUCUGCCCGCCCCUUUUCCGUGCCCUCAGCUGGCCCAGCCCCUGCCCGUUGCUGCCCCUCCCCUUGCCCCCUCAACUCCCCUGCCCCCCGUACACCCCAGUCCCAUCCAACCGCCCCCACCCUCCCCCGGCUGCCCGUUUCCGCUCUCCACCCCCGCGACCGUUCACACCCCCUGCCUCCUCAUGCCAUCCGCUCCCCCCCGCCCCCACCCUCCGCGUGCCCGCUCCCUUGCCGCCUCUUUUGACCCUCCCUGCCCCCCUCGCCGUUUCCCACCGCCCGCCAUUCGCUCCUCCCCGCCCGUGCGCUCCCCUCGUUUACCUUCUCCUCCCCCCUCCCCUCCUCUGCUGCACGCCUCUUCCUUCCCCUCGCCGACCCACUCCACUCCCUGCCCCUCCUCAAUCCGCACCCUGCCCCUCGUAUCUCGCCCCCCUAUGCUUGGUUUCUCCCCUCCCUGCCCCUCGCCGCCUUUCUCCGCUCCCCACCUCCCCCCUCUCCCUGCUCCCCCACUCUCCCCCCCUUGCCCUUGGCUUCCUACCUCCCUGCCCCACCUUUCCCCCCUCCGUGUGCUCAGCUUCUCCCCUCCCUGCCCCUCCCUCCUCCCCGCCCUGCCCCUCAUUUUCCGCCCCCCCACGCCCGGUUUCUCCCCUCCCCGCGCCUCCCUUUCUUUCUCCGUGCCUCUCCUUUGCUCCCUCCCUGCCCCCGCCUGCCCAUGCCCCUGUCUUUGGCUUCUCCCCUCCCUGCCCCACGUUUCUUCCCUCCCUGCCCCCCCUCUGCCCCUCCCUUGUUUUCCCCUCACCCAUUGCUUCUCCCCUCCCUGCCCUUGAUUUCCCGCACCCCUGCCCUUGUUUCCUACCAUCCAUGCCCCUCGUUUCCCCCCUUUGUACGUUCAGCCUCUUCCCUCCCUGCCCCUCCCCUCCUCCCCCCCUGCCCUUUGCGUUCCCCUCGCUUACGCUCCCUUCUCCCCAUCCCUGCUGCCCUCUUGCCACCAUCAGCCCAUCCGCACCACCAGCCCCCCUCCCACCCUUCUCUCCCCCCCUCCCUUUCCCUCUCUCUCUCUCUCUCUCUCUCUCUCUCUCUUUCUCACACACACACGCACACUCCCCUCCCCCACCCCCCCACCCACGUCCUCCCAUUCCGCCCCUCCCUGCCCCUUUCCCACCCCCUCGCACGCCCCUCACCUCCCACCUCCGUGCAACUGGUUUCCCCCCUAUGGUGCCUCCCUUGCAUCGCUCGCCCCGCUGCUCACCCUCUGCCCGCCCCUUUUCCGUGCCCUCAGCUGGCCCAGCCCCUGCCCGUUGCUGCCCCUCCCCUUGCCCCCUCAACUCCCCUGCCCCCCGUACACCCCAGUCCCAUCCAACCGCCCCCACCCUCCCCCGGCUGCCCGUUUCCGCUCUCCACCCCCGCGACCUCACACCCCCUGCCUCCUCAUGCCAUCCGCUCCCCCCCGCCCCCACCCUCCGCGUGCCCGCUCCCUUGCCGCCUCUUUUGACCCUCCCUGCCCCCCUCGCCGUUUCCCACCGCCCGCCAUUCGCUCCUCCCCGCCCGUGCGCUCCCCUCGUUUACCUUCUCCUCCCCCCUCCCCUCCUCUGCUGCACGCCUCUUCCUUCCCCUCGCCGACCCACUCCACUCCCUGCCCCUCCUCAAUCCGCACCCUGCCCCUCGUAUCUCGCCCCCCUAUGCUUGGUUUCUCCCCUCCCUGCCCCUCGCCGCCUUUCUCCGCUCCCCACCUCCCCCCUCUCCCUGCUCCCCCACUCUCCCCCCCUUGCCCUUGGCUUCCUACCUCCCUGCCCCACCUUUCCCCCCUCCGUGUGCUCAGCUUCUCCCCUCCCUGCCCCUCCCUCCUCCCCGCCCUGCCCCUCAUUUUCCGCCCCCCCACGCCCGGUUUCUCCCCUCCCCGCGCCUCCCUUUCUUUCUCCGUGCCUCUCCUUUGCUCCCUCCCUGCCCCCGCCUGCCCAUGCCCCUGUCUUUGGCUUCUCCCCUCCCUGCCCCACGUUUCUUCCCUCCCUGCCCCCCCUCUGCCCCUCCCUUGUUUUCCCCUCACCCAUUGCUUCUCCCCUCCCUGCCCUUGAUUUCCCGCACCCCUGCCCUUGUUUCCUACCAUCCAUGCCCCUCGUUUCCCCCCUUUGUACGUUCAGCCUCUUCCCUCCCUGCCCCUCCCCUCCUCCCCCCCUGCCCUUUGCGUUCCCCUCGUUACGCUCCCUUCUCCCCAUCCCUGCUGCCCUCUUGCCACCAUCAGCCCAUCCGCACCACCAGCCCCCCUCCCACCCUUCUCUCCCCCCCUCCCUUUCCCUCUCUCUCUCUCUCUCUCUCUCUCUCUCUUUCUCACACACACACGCACACUCCCCUCCCCCACCCCCCACCCACGUCCUCCCAUUCCGCCCCUCCCUGCCCCUUUCCCACCCCCUCGCACGCCCCUCACCUCCCACCUCCGUGCAACUGGUUUCCCCCCUAUGGUGCCUCCCUUGCAUCGCUCGCCCCUCUGCUCACCCUCUGCCCGCCCCUUUUCCGUGCCCUCAGCUGGCCCAGCCCCUGCCCGUUGCUGCCCCUCCCCUUGCCCCCUCAACUCCCCUGCCCCCCGUACACCCCAGUCCCAUCCAACCGCCCCCACCCUCCCCCGGCUGCCCGUUUCCGCUCUCCACCCCCGCGACCGUGUGCGGCUUCCAACCGCCCAACGGUGGUGCGCACGGGGCGUUUCUUCGCACGGGCAAGCCUCCCCGGGGGGCCCCCACCCCGCUGAGUCGUUUCACACCCCCUGCCUCCUCAUGCCAUCCGCUCCCCCCCGCCCCCACCCUCCGCGUGCCCGCUCCCUUGCCGCCUCUUUUGACCCUCCCUGCCCCCCUCGCCGUUUCCCACCGCCCGCCAUUCGCUCCUCCCCGCCCGUGCGCUCCCCUCGUUUACCUUCUCCUCCCCCCUCCCCUCCUCUGCUGCACGCCUCUUCCUUCCCCUCGCCGACCCACUCCACUCCCUGCCCCUCCUCAAUCCGCACCCUGCCCCUCGUAUCUCGCCCCCCUAUGCUUGGUUUCUCCCCUCCCUGCCCCUCGCCGCCUUUCUCCGCUCCCCACCUCCCCCCUCUCCCUGCUCCCCCACUCUCCCCCCCUUGCCCUUGGCUUCCUACCUCCCUGCCCCACCUUUCCCCCCUCCGUGUGCUCAGCUUCUCCCCUCCCUGCCCCUCCCUCCUCCCCGCCCUGCCCCUCAUUUUCCGCCCCCCCACGCCCGGUUUCUCCCCUCCCCGCGCCUCCCUUUCUUUCUCCGUGCCUCUCCUUUGCUCCCUCCCUGCCCCCGCCUGCCCAUGCCCCUGUCUUUGGCUUCUCCCCUCCCUGCCCCACGUUUCUUCCCUCCCUGCCCCCCCUCUGCCCCUCCCUUGUUUUCCCCUCACCCAUUGCUUCUCCCCUCCCUGCCCUUGAUUUCCCGCACCCCUGCCCUUGUUUCCUACCAUCCAUGCCCCUCGUUUCCCCCCUUUGUACGUUCAGCCUCUUCCCUCCCUGCCCCUCCCCUCCUCCCCCCCUGCCCUUUGCGUUCCCCUCGCUACGCUCCCUUCUCCCCAUCCCUGCUGCCCUCUUGCCACCAUCAGCCCAUCCGCACCACCAGCCCCCCUCCCACCCUUCUCUCCCCCCUCCCUUCCCUCUCUCCUCUCUCUCUCUCUCUCUCUCUCUUUCUCACACACACACGCACACUCCCCUCCCCCACCCCCCACCCACGUCCUCCCAUUCCGCCCCUCCCUGCCCCUUUCCCACCCCCUCGCACGCCCCUCACCUCCCACCUCCGUGCAACUGGUUUCCCCCCUAUGGUGCCUCCCUUGCAUCGCUCGCCCCUCUGCUCACCCUCUGCCCGCCCCUUUUCCGUGCCCUCAGCUGGCCCAGCCCCUGCCCGUUGCUGCCCCUCCCCUUGCCCCCUCAACUCCCCUGCCCCCCGUACACCCCAGUCCCAUCCAACCGCCCCCACCCUCCCCCGGCUGCCCGUUUCCGCUCUCCACCCCCGCGACCGUUCACACCCCCUGCCUCCUCAUGCCAUCCGCUCCCCCCCGCCCCCACCCUCCGCGUGCCCGCUCCCUUGCCGCCUCUUUUGACCCUCCCUGCCCCCCUCGCCGUUUCCCACCGCCCGCCAUUCGCUCCUCCCCGCCCGUGCGCUCCCCUCGUUUACCUUCUCCUCCCCCCUCCCCUCCUCUGCUGCACGCCUCUUCCUUCCCCUCGCCGACCCACUCCACUCCCUGCCCCUCCUCAAUCCGCACCCUGCCCCUCGUAUCUCGCCCCCCUAUGCUUGGUUUCUCCCCUCCCUGCCCCUCGCCGCCUUUCUCCGCUCCCCACCUCCCCCCUCUCCCUGCUCCCCCACUCUCCCCCCCUUGCCCUUGGCUUCCUACCUCCCUGCCCCACCUUUCCCCCCUCCGUGUGCUCAGCUUCUCCCCUCCCUGCCCCUCCCUCCUCCCCGCCCUGCCCCUCAUUUUCCGCCCCCCCACGCCCGGUUUCUCCCCUCCCCGCGCCUCCCUUUCUUUCUCCGUGCCUCUCCUUUGCUCCCUCCCUGCCCCCGCCUGCCCAUGCCCCUGUCUUUGGCUUCUCCCCUCCCUGCCCCACGUUUCUUCCCUCCCUGCCCCCCCUCUGCCCCUCCCUUGUUUUCCCCUCACCCAUUGCUUCUCCCCUCCCUGCCCUUGAUUUCCCGCACCCCUGCCCUUGUUUCCUACCAUCCAUGCCCCUCGUUUCCCCCCUUUGUACGUUCAGCCUCUUCCCUCCCUGCCCCUCCCCUCCUCCCCCCCUGCCCUUUGCGUUCCCCUCGUUACGCUCCCUUCUCCCCAUCCCUGCUGCCCUCUUGCCACCAUCAGCCCAUCCGCACCACCAGCCCCCCUCCCACCCUUCUCUCCCCCCCUCCCUUUCCCUCUCUCUCUCUCUCUCUCUCUCUCUCUCUCUUUCUCACACACACACGCACACUCCCCUCCCCCACCCCCCACCCACGUCCUCCCAUUCCGCCCCUCCCUGCCCCUUUCCCACCCCCUCGCACGCCCCUCACCUCCCACCUCCGUGCAACUGGUUUCCCCCCUAUGGUGCCUCCCUUGCAUCGCUCGCCCCGCUGCUCACCCUCUGCCCGCCCCUUUUCCGUGCCCUCAGCUGGCCCAGCCCCUGCCCGUUGCUGCCCCUCCCCUUGCCCCCUCAACUCCCCUGCCCCCCGUACACCCCAGUCCCAUCCAACCGCCCCCACCCUCCCCCGGCUGCCCGUUUCCGCUCUCCACCCCCGCGACCGUGUGCGGCUUCCAACCGCCCAACGGUGUCACACCCCCUGCCUCCUCAUGCCAUCCGCUCCCCCCCCGCCCCCACCCUCCGCGUGCCCGCUCCCUUGCCGCCUCUUUUGACCCUCCCUGCCCCCCUCGCCGUUUCCCACCGCCCGCCAUUCGCUCCUCCCCGCCCGUGCGCUCCCCUCGUUUACCUUCUCCUCCCCCCUCCCCUCCUCUGCUGCACGCCUCUUCCUUCCCCUCGCCGACCCACUCCACUCCCUGCCCCUCCUCAAUCCGCACCCUGCCCCUCGUAUCUCGCCCCCCUAUGCUUGGUUUCUCCCCUCCCUGCCCCUCGCCGCCUUUCUCCGCUCCCCACCUCCCCCCUCUCCCUGCUCCCCCACUCUCCCCCCCUUGCCCUUGGCUUCCUACCUCCCUGCCCCACCUUUCCCCCCUCCGUGUGCUCAGCUUCUCCCCUCCCUGCCCCUCCCUCCUCCCCGCCCUGCCCCUCAUUUUCCGCCCCCCCACGCCCGGUUUCUCCCCUCCCCGCGCCUCCCUUUCUUUCUCCGUGCCUCUCCUUUGCUCCCUCCCUGCCCCCGCCUGCCCAUGCCCCUGUCUUUGGCUUCUCCCCUCCCUGCCCCACGUUUCUUCCCUCCCUGCCCCCCCUCUGCCCCUCCCUUGUUUUCCCCUCACCCAUUGCUUCUCCCCUCCCUGCCCUUGAUUUCCCGCACCCCUGCCCUUGUUUCCUACCAUCCAUGCCCCUCGUUUCCCCCCUUUGUACGUUCAGCCUCUUCCCUCCCUGCCCCUCCCCUCCUCCCCCCCUGCCCUUUGCGUUCCCCUCUCCCAUCCAACCGCCCCCACCCUCCCCCGGCUGCCCGUUUCCGCUCUCCACCCCCGCGACCGUUCACACCCCCUGCCUCCUCAUGCCAUCCGCUCCCCCCCGCCCCCACCCUCCGCGUGCCCGCUCCCUUGCCGCCUCUUUUGACCCUCCCUGCCCCCCUCGCCGUUUCCCACCGCCCGCCAUUCGCUCCUCCCCGCCCGUGCGCUCCCCUCGUUUACCUUCUCCUCCCCCCUUCCCCUCCUCUGCUGCACGCCUCUUCCUUCCCCUCGCCGACCCACUCCACUCCCUGCCCCUCCUCAAUCCGCACCCUGCCCCUCGUAUCUCGCCCCCCUAUGCUUGGUUUCUCCCCUCCCUGCCCCUCGCCGCCUUUCUCCGCUCCCCACCUCCCCCCUCUCCCUGCUCCCCCACUCUCCCCCCCUUGCCCUUGGCUUCCUACCUCCCUGCCCCACCUUUCCCCCCUCCGUGUGCUCAGCUUCUCCCCUCCCUGCCCCUCCCUCCUCCCCGCCCUGCCCCUCAUUUUCCGCCCCCCCACGCCCGGUUUCUCCCCUCCCCGCGCCUCCCUUUCUUUCUCCGUGCCUCUCCUUUGCUCCCUCCCUGCCCCCGCCUGCCCAUGCCCCUGUCUUUGGCUUCUCCCCUCCCUGCCCCACGUUUCUUCCCUCCCUGCCCCCCCUCUGCCCCUCCCUUGUUUUCCCCUCACCCAUUGCUUCUCCCCUCCCUGCCCUUGAUUUCCCGCACCCCUGCCCUUGUUUCCUACCAUCCAUGCCCCUCGUUUCCCCCCUUUGUACGUUCAGCCUCUUCCCUCCCUGCCCCUCCCCUCCUCCCCCCCUGCCCUUUGCGUUCCCCUCGCUACGCUCCCUUCUCCCCAUCCCUGCUGCCCUCUUGCCACCAUCAGCCCAUCCGCACCACCAGCCCCCCUCCCACCCUUCUCUCCCCCCCUCCCUUUCCCUCUCUCUCUCUCUCUCUCUCUUUCUCACACACACACGCACACUCCCCUCCCCCACCCCCCACCCACGUCCUCCCAUUCCGCCCCUCCCUGCCCCUUUCCCACCCCCUCGCACGCCCCUCACCUCCCACCUCCGUGCAACUGGUUUCCCCCCUAUGGUGCCUCCCUUGCAUCGCUCGCCCCGCUGCUCACCCUCUGCCCGCCCCUUUUCCGUGCCCUCAGCUGGCCCAGCCCCUGCCCGUUGCUGCCCCUCCCGUUGCCCCCUCAACUCCCCUGCUCCCCGUACACCCCAGUCCCAUCCAACCGCCCCCACCCUCCCCCGGCUGCCCGUUUCCGCUCUCCACCCCCGCGACCGUGUGCGGCUUCCAACCGCCCAACGGUGGUGCGCACGGGGCGUUUCUUCGCACGGGCAAGCCUCCCCGGGGGGCCCCCACCCCGCUGAGUCGUUUCACACCCCCUGCCUCCUCAUGCCAUCCGCUCCCCCCCGCCCCCACCCUCCGCGUGCCCGCUCCCUUGCCGCCUCUUUUGACCCUCCCUGCCCCCCUCGCCGUUUCCCACCGCCCGCCAUUCGCUCCUCCCCGCCCGUGCGCUCCCCUCGUUUACCUUCUCCUCCCCCCUUCCCUCCUCUGCUGCACGCCUCUUCCUUCCCCUCGCCGACCCACUCCACUCCCUGCCCCUCCUCAAUCCGCACCCUGCCCCUCGUAUCUCGCCCCCCUAUGCUUGGUUUCUCCCCUCCCUGCCCCUCGCCGCCUUUCUCCGCUCCCCACCUCCCCCCUCUCCCUGCUCCCCCACUCUCCCCCCCUUGCCCUUGGCUUCCUACCUCCCUGCCCCACCUUUCCCCCCUCCGUGUGCUCAGCUUCUCCCCUCCCUGCCCCUCCCUCCUCCCCGCCCUGCCCCUCAUUUUCCGCCCCCCCACGCCCGGUUUCUCCCCUCCCCGCGCCUCCCUUUCUUUCUCCGUGCCUCUCCUUUGCUCCCUCCCUGCCCCCGCCUGCCCAUGCCCCUGUCUUUGGCUUCUCCCCUCCCUGCCCCACGUUUCUUCCCUCCCUGCCCCCCCUCUGCCCCUCCCUUGUUUUCCCCUCACCCAUUGCUUCUCCCCUCCCUGCCCUUGAUUUCCCGCACCCCUGCCCUUGUUUCCUACCAUCCAUGCCCCUCGUUUCCCCCCUUUGUACGUUCAGCCUCUUCCCUCCCUGCCCCUCCCCUCCUCCCCCCCUGCCCUUUGCGUUCCCCUCGCUACGCUCCCUUCUCCCCAUCCCUGCUGCCCUCUUGCCACCAUCAGCCCAUCCGCACCACCAGCCCCCCUCCCACCCUUCUCUCCCCCCCUCCCUUUCCCUCUCUCUCUCUCUCUCUCUCUUUCUCACACACACACGCACACUCCCCUCCCCCACCCCCCACCCACGUCCUCCCAUUCCGCCCCUCCCUGCCCCUUUCCCACCCCCUCGCACGCCCCUCACCUCCCACCUCCGUGCAACUGGUUUCCCCCCUAUGGUGCCUCCCUUGCAUCGCUCGCCCCGCUGCUCACCCUCUGCCCGCCCCUUUUCCGUGCCCUCAGCUGGCCCAGCCCCUGCCCGUUGCUGCCCCUCCCCUUGCCCCCUCAACUCCCCUGCCCCCCGUACACCCCAGUCCCAUCCAACCGCCCCCACCCUCCCCCGGCUGCCCGUUUCCGCUCUCCACCCCCGCGACCUCACACCCCCUGCCUCCUCAUGCCAUCCGCUCCCCCCCGCCCCCACCCUCCGCGUGCCCGCUCCCUUGCCGCCUCUUUUGACCCUCCCUGCCCCCCUCGCCGUUUCCCACCGCCCGCCAUUCGCUCCUCCCCGCCCGUGCGCUCCCCUCGUUUACCUUCUCCUCCCCCCUCCCCUCCUCUGCUGCACGCCUCUUCCUUCCCCUCGCCGACCCACUCCACUCCCUGCCCCUCCUCAAUCCGCACCCUGCCCCUCGUAUCUCGCCCCCCUAUGCUUGGUUUCUCCCCUCCCUGCCCCUCGCCGCCUUUCUCCGCUCCCCACCUCCCCCCUCUCCCUGCUCCCCCACUCUCCCCCCCUUGCCCUUGGCUUCCUACCUCCCUGCCCCACCUUUCCCCCCUCCGUGUGCUCAGCUUCUCCCCUCCCUGCCCCUCCCUCCUCCCCGCCCUGCCCCUCAUUUUCCGCCCCCCCACGCCCGGUUUCUCCCCUCCCCGCGCCUCCCUUUCUUUCUCCGUGCCUCUCCUUUGCUCCCUCCCUGCCCCCGCCUGCCCAUGCCCCUGUCUUUGGCUUCUCCCCUCCCUGCCCCACGUUUCUUCCCUCCCUGCCCCCCCUCUGCCCCUCCCUUGUUUUCCCCUCACCCAUUGCUUCUCCCCUCCCUGCCCUUGAUUUCCCGCACCCCUGCCCUUGUUUCCUACCAUCCAUGCCCCUCGUUUCCCCCCUUUGUACGUUCAGCCUCUUCCCUCCCUGCCCCUCCCCUCCUCCCCCCCUGCCCUUUGCGUUCCCCUCGUUACGCUCCCUUCUCCCCAUCCCUGCUGCCCUCUUGCCACCAUCAGCCCAUCCGCACCACCAGCCCCCCUCCCACCCUUCUCUCCCCCCCUCCCUUCCCUCUCUCUCUCUCUCUCUCUCUCUCUCUCUCUCUCUCUCUCUCUCUCUCUUUCUCACACACACACGCACACUCCCCUCCCCCACCCCCCACCCACGUCCUCCCAUUCCGCCCCUCCCUGCCCCUUUCCCACCCCCUCGCACGCCCCUCACCUCCCACCUCCGUGCAACUGGUUUCCCCCCUAUGGUGCCUCCCUUGCAUCGCUCGCCCCGCUGCUCACCCUCUGCCCGCCCCUUUUCCGUGCCCUCAGCUGGCCCAGCCCCUGCCCGUUGCUGCCCCUCCCCUUGCCCCCUCAACUCCCCUGCCCCCCGUACACCCCAGUCCCAUCCAACCGCCCCCACCCUCCCCCGGCUGCCCGUUUCCGCUCUCCACCCCCGCGACCUCACACCCCCUGCCUCCUCAUGCCAUCCGCUCCCCCCCGCCCCCACCCUCCGCGUGCCCGCUCCCUUGCCGCCUCUUUUGACCCUCCCUGCCCCCCUCGCCGUUUCCCACCGCCCGCCAUUCGCUCCUCCCCGCCCGUGCGCUCCCCUCGUUUACCUUCUCCUCCCCCCUCCCCUCCUCUGCUGCACGCCUCUUCCUUCCCCUCGCCGACCCACUCCACUCCCUGCCCCUCCUCAAUCCGCACCCUGCCCCUCGUAUCUCGCCCCCCUAUGCUUGGUUUCUCCCCUCCCUGCCCCUCGCCGCCUUUCUCCGCUCCCCACCUCCCCCCUCUCCCUGCUCCCCCACUCUCCCCCCCUUGCCCUUGGCUUCCUACCUCCCUGCCCCACCUUUCCCCCCUCCGUGUGCUCAGCUUCUCCCCUCCCUGCCCCUCCCUCCUCCCCGCCCUGCCCCUCAUUUUCCGCCCCCCCACGCCCGGUUUCUCCCCUCCCCGCGCCUCCCUUUCUUUCUCCGUGCCUCUCCUUUGCUCCCUCCCUGCCCCCGCCUGCCCAUGCCCCUGUCUUUGGCUUCUCCCCUCCCUGCCCCACGUUUCUUCCCUCCCUGCCCCCCCUCUGCCCCUCCCUUGUUUUCCCCUCACCCAUUGCUUCUCCCCUCCCUGCCCUUGAUUUCCCGCACCCCUGCCCUUGUUUCCUACCAUCCAUGCCCCUCGUUUCCCCCCUUUGUACGUUCAGCCUCUUCCCUCCCUGCCCCUCCCCUCCUCCCCCCCUGCCCUUUGCGUUCCCCUCGCUACGCUCCCUUCUCCCCAUCCCUGCUGCCCUCUUGCCACCAUCAGCCCAUCCGCACCACCAGCCCCCCUCCCACCCUUCUCUCCCCCCCUCCCUUUCCCUCUCUCUCUCUCUCUCUCUCUCUCUCUCUCUCUUUCUCACACACACACGCACACUCCCCUCCCCCACCCCCCACCCACGUCCUCCCAUUCCGCCCCUCCCUGCCCCUUUCCCACCCCCUCGCACGCCCCUCACCUCCCACCUCCGUGCAACUGGUUUCCCCCCUAUGGUGCCUCCCUUGCAUCGCUCGCCCCGCUGCUCACCCUCUGCCCGCCCCUUUUCCGUGCCCUCAGCUGGCCCAGCCCCUGCCCGUUGCUGCCCCUCCCCUUGCCCCCUCAACUCCCCUGCCCCCCGUACACCCCAGUCCCAUCCAACCGCCCCCACCCUCCCCCGGCUGCCCGUUUCCGCUCUCCACCCCCGCGACCUCACACCCCCUGCCUCCUCAUGCCAUCCGCUCCCCCCCGCCCCCACCCUCCGCGUGCCCGCUCCCUUGCCGCCUCUUUUGACCCUCCCUGCCCCCCUCGCCGUUUCCCACCGCCCGCCAUUCGCUCCUCCCCGCCCGUGCGCUCCCCUCGUUUACCUUCUCCUCCCCCCUCCCCUCCUCUGCUGCACGCCUCUUCCUUCCCCUCGCCGACCCACUCCACUCCCUGCCCCUCCUCAAUCCGCACCCUGCCCCUCGUAUCUCGCCCCCCUAUGCUUGGUUUCUCCCCUCCCUGCCCCUCGCCGCCUUUCUCCGCUCCCCACCUCCCCCCUCUCCCUGCUCCCCCACUCUCCCCCCCUUGCCCUUGGCUUCCUACCUCCCUGCCCCACCUUUCCCCCCUCCGUGUGCUCAGCUUCUCCCCUCCCUGCCCCUCCCUCCUCCCCGCCCUGCCCCUCAUUUUCCGCCCCCCCACGCCCGGUUUCUCCCCUCCCCGCGCCUCCCUUUCUUUCUCCGUGCCUCUCCUUUGCUCCCUCCCUGCCCCCGCCUGCCCAUGCCCCUGUCUUUGGCUUCUCCCCUCCCUGCCCCACGUUUCUUCCCUCCCUGCCCCCCCUCUGCCCCUCCCUUGUUUUCCCCUCACCCAUUGCUUCUCCCCUCCCUGCCCUUGAUUUCCCGCACCCCUGCCCUUGUUUCCUACCAUCCAUGCCCCUCGUUUCCCCCCUUUGUACGUUCAGCCUCUUCCCUCCCUGCCCCUCCCCUCCUCCCCCCCUGCCCUUUGCGUUCCCCUCGUUACGCUCCCUUCUCCCCAUCCCUGCUGCCCUCUUGCCACCAUCAGCCCAUCCGCACCACCAGCCCCCCUCCCACCCUUCUCUCCCCCCCUCCCUUUCCCUCUCUCUCUCUCUCUCUCUCUCUCUCUCUCUUUCUCACACACACACGCACACUCCCCUCCCCCACCCCCCACCCACGUCCUCCCAUUCCGCCCCUCCCUGCCCCUUUCCCACCCCCUCGCACGCCCCUCACCUCCCACCUCCGUGCAACUGGUUUCCCCCCUAUGGUGCCUCCCUUGCAUCGCUCGCCCCGCUGCUCACCCUCUGCCCGCCCCUUUUCCGUGCCCUCAGCUGGCCCAGCCCCUGCCCGUUGCUGCCCCUCCCCUUGCCCCCUCAACUCCCCUGCCCCCCGUACACCCCAGUCCCAUCCAACCGCCCCCACCCUCCCCCGGCUGCCCGUUUCCGCUCUCCACCCCCGCGACCGUUCACACCCCCUGCCUCCUCAUGCCAUCCGCUCCCCCCCGCCCCCACCCUCCGCGUGCCCGCUCCCUUGCCGCCUCUUUUGACCCUCCCUGCCCCCCUCGCCGUUUCCCACCGCCCGCCAUUCGCUCCUCCCCGCCCGUGCGCUCCCCUCGUUUACCUUCUCCUCCCCCCUCCCCUCCUCUGCUGCACGCCUCUUCCUUCCCCUCGCCGACCCACUCCACUCCCUGCCCCUCCUCAAUCCGCACCCUGCCCCUCGUAUCUCGCCCCCCUAUGCUUGGUUUCUCCCCUCCCUGCCCCUCGCCGCCUUUCUCCGCUCCCCACCUCCCCCCUCUCCCUGCUCCCCCACUCUCCCCCCCUUGCCCUUGGCUUCCUACCUCCCUGCCCCACCUUUCCCCCCUCCGUGUGCUCAGCUUCUCCCCUCCCUGCCCCUCCCUCCUCCCCGCCCUGCCCCUCAUUUUCCGCCCCCCCACGCCCGGUUUCUCCCCUCCCCGCGCCUCCCUUUCUUUCUCCGUGCCUCUCCUUUGCUCCCUCCCUGCCCCCGCCUGCCCAUGCCCCUGUCUUUGGCUUCUCCCCUCCCUGCCCCACGUUUCUUCCCUCCCUGCCCCCCCUCUGCCCCUCCCUUGUUUUCCCCUCACCCAUUGCUUCUCCCCUCCCUGCCCUUGAUUUCCCGCACCCCUGCCCUUGUUUCCUACCAUCCAUGCCCCUCGUUUCCCCCCUUUGUACGUUCAGCCUCUUCCCUCCCUGCCCCUCCCCUCCUCCCCCCCUGCCCUUUGCGUUCCCCUCGCUACGCUCCCUUCUCCCCAUCCCUGCUGCCCUCUUGCCACCAUCAGCCCAUCCGCACCACCAGCCCCCCUCCCACCCUUCUCUCCCCCCCUCCCUUUCCCUCUCUCUCUCUCUCUCUCUCUCUCUCUCUUUCUCACACACACACGCACACUCCCCUCCCCCACCCCCCACCCACGUCCUCCCAUUCCGCCCCUCCCUGCCCCUUUCCCACCCCCUCGCACGCCCCUCACCUCCCACCUCCGUGCAACUGGUUUCCCCCCUAUGGUGCCUCCCUUGCAUCGCUCGCCCCGCUGCUCACCCUCUGCCCGCCCCUUUUCCGUGCCCUCAGCUGGCCCAGCCCCUGCCCGUUGCUGCCCCUCCCCUUGCCCCCUCAACUCCCCUGCCCCCCGUACACCCCAGUCCCAUCCAACCGCCCCCACCCUCCCCCGGCUGCCCGUUUCCGCUCUCCACCCCCGCGACCGUGUGCGGCUUCCAACCGCCCAACGGUGGUGCGCACGGGGCGUUUCUUCGCACGGGCAAGCCUCCCCGGGGGGCCCCCACCCCGCUGAGUCGUUUCACACCCCCUGCCUCCUCAUGCCAUCCGCUCCCCCCCGCCCCCACCCUCCGCGUGCCCGCUCCCUUGCCGCCUCUUUUGACCCUCCCUGCCCCCCUCGCCGUUUCCCACCGCCCGCCAUUCGCUCCUCCCCGCCCGUGCGCUCCCCUCGUUUACCUUCUCCUCCCCCCUCCCCUCCUCUGCUGCACGCCUCUUCCUUCCCCUCGCCGACCCACUCCACUCCCUGCCCCUCCUCAAUCCGCACCCUGCCCCUCGUAUCUCGCCCCCCUAUGCUUGGUUUCUCCCCUCCCUGCCCCUCGCCGCCUUUCUCCGCUCCCCACCUCCCCCCUCUCCCUGCUCCCCCACUCUCCCCCCCUUGCCCUUGGCUUCCUACCUCCCUGCCCCACCUUUCCCCCCUCCGUGUGCUCAGCUUCUCCCCUCCCUGCCCCUCCCUCCUCCCCGCCCUGCCCCUCAUUUUCCGCCCCCCCACGCCCGGUUUCUCCCCUCCCCGCGCCUCCCUUUCUUUCUCCGUGCCUCUCCUUUGCUCCCUCCCUGCCCCCGCCUGCCCAUGCCCCUGUCUUUGGCUUCUCCCCUCCCUGCCCCACGUUUCUUCCCUCCCUGCCCCCCCUCUGCCCCUCCCUUGUUUUCCCCUCACCCAUUGCUUCUCCCCUCCCUGCCCUUGAUUUCCCGCACCCCUGCCCUUGUUUCCUACCAUCCAUGCCCCUCGUUUCCCCCCUUUGUACGUUCAGCCUCUUCCCUCCCUGCCCCUCCCCUCCUCCCCCCCUGCCCUUUGCGUUCCCCUCGCUUACGCUCCCUUCUCCCCAUCCCUGCUGCCCUCUUGCCACCAUCAGCCCAUCCGCACCACCAGCCCCCCUCCCACCCUUCUCUCCCCCCCUCCCUUUCCCUCUCUCUCUCUCUCUCUCUCUCUCUCUCUCUUUCUCACACACACACGCACACUCCCCUCCCCCACCCCCCACCCACGUCCUCCCAUUCCGCCCCUCCCUGCCCCUUUCCCACCCCCUCGCACGCCCCUCACCUCCCACCUCCGUGCAACUGGUUUCCCCCCUAUGGUGCCUCCCUUGCAUCGCUCGCCCCUCUGCUCACCCUCUGCCCGCCCCUUUUCCGUGCCCUCAGCUGGCCCAGCCCCUGCCCGUUGCUGCCCCUCCCCUUGCCCCCUCAACUCCCCUGCCCCCCGUACACCCCAGUCCCAUCCAACCGCCCCCACCCUCCCCCGGCUGCCCGUUUCCGCUCUCCACCCCCGCGACCGUGUGCGGCUUCCAACCGCCCAACGGUGGUGCGCACGGGGCGUUUCUUCGCACGGGCAAGCCUCCCCGGGGGGCCCCCACCCCGCUGAGUCGUUUCACACCCCCUGCCUCCUCAUGCCAUCCGCUCCCCCCCGCCCCCACCCUCCGCGUGCCCGCUCCCUUGCCGCCUCUUUUGACCCUCCCUGCCCCCCUCGCCGUUUCCCACCGCCCGCCAUUCGCUCCUCCCCGCCCGUGCGCUCCCCUCGUUUACCUUCUCCUCCCCCCUCCCCUCCUCUGCUGCACGCCUCUUCCUUCCCCUCGCCGACCCACUCCACUCCCUGCCCCUCCUCAAUCCGCACCCUGCCCCUCGUAUCUCGCCCCCCUAUGCUUGGUUUCUCCCCUCCCUGCCCCUCGCCGCCUUUCUCCGCUCCCCACCUCCCCCCUCUCCCUGCUCCCCCACUCUCCCCCCCUUGCCCUUGGCUUCCUACCUCCCUGCCCCACCUUUCCCCCCUCCGUGUGCUCAGCUUCUCCCCUCCCUGCCCCUCCCUCCUCCCCGCCCUGCCCCUCAUUUUCCGCCCCCCCACGCCCGGUUUCUCCCCUCCCCGCGCCUCCCUUUCUUUCUCCGUGCCUCUCCUUUGCUCCCUCCCUGCCCCCGCCUGCCCAUGCCCCUGUCUUUGGCUUCUCCCCUCCCUGCCCCACGUUUCUUCCCUCCCUGCCCCCCCUCUGCCCCUCCCUUGUUUUCCCCUCACCCAUUGCUUCUCCCCUCCCUGCCCUUGAUUUCCCGCACCCCUGCCCUUGUUUCCUACCAUCCAUGCCCCUCGUUUCCCCCCUUUGUACGUUCAGCCUCUUCCCUCCCUGCCCCUCCCCUCCUCCCCCCCUGCCCUUUGCGUUCCCCUCGCUUACGCUCCCUUCUCCCCAUCCCUGCUGCCCUCUUGCCACCAUCAGCCCAUCCGCACCACCAGCCCCCCUCCCACCCUUCUCUCCCCCCCUCCCUUUCCCUCUCUCUCUCUCUCUCUCUCUCUCUCUCUCUUUCUCACACACACACGCACACUCCCCUCCCCCACCCCCCACCCACGUCCUCCCAUUCCGCCCCUCCCUGCCCCUUUCCCACCCCCUCGCACGCCCCUCACCUCCCACCUCCGUGCAACUGGUUUCCCCCCUAUGGUGCCUCCCUUGCAUCGCUCGCCCCGCUGCUCACCCUCUGCCCGCCCCUUUUCCGUGCCCUCAGCUGGCCCAGCCCCUGCCCGUUGCUGCCCCUCCCCUUGCCCCCUCAACUCCCCUGCCCCCCGUACACCCCAGUCCCAUCCAACCGCCCCCACCCUCCCCCGGCUGCCCGUUUCCGCUCUCCACCCCCGCGACCGUGUGCGGCUUCCAACCGCCCAACGGUGGUGCGCACGGGGCGUUUCUUCGCACGGGCAAGCCUCCCCGGGGGGCCCCCACCCCGCUGAGUCGUUUCACACCCCCUGCCUCCUCAUGCCAUCCGCUCCCCCCCGCCCCCACCCUCCGCGUGCCCGCUCCCUUGCCGCCUCUUUUGACCCUCCCUGCCCCCCUCGCCGUUUCCCACCGCCCGCCAUUCGCUCCUCCCCGCCCGUGCGCUCCCCUCGUUUACCUUCUCCUCCCCCCUCCCCUCCUCUGCUGCACGCCUCUUCCUUCCCCUCGCCGACCCACUCCACUCCCUGCCCCUCCUCAAUCCGCACCCUGCCCCUCGUAUCUCGCCCCCCUAUGCUUGGUUUCUCCCCUCCCUGCCCCUCGCCGCCUUUCUCCGCUCCCCACCUCCCCCCUCUCCCUGCUCCCCCACUCUCCCCCCCUUGCCCUUGGCUUCCUACCUCCCUGCCCCACCUUUCCCCCCUCCGUGUGCUCAGCUUCUCCCCUCCCUGCCCCUCCCUCCUCCCCGCCCUGCCCCUCAUUUUCCGCCCCCCCACGCCCGGUUUCUCCCCUCCCCGCGCCUCCCUUUCUUUCUCCGUGCCUCUCCUUUGCUCCCUCCCUGCCCCCGCCUGCCCAUGCCCCUGUCUUUGGCUUCUCCCCUCCCUGCCCCACGUUUCUUCCCUCCCUGCCCCCCCUCUGCCCCUCCCUUGUUUUCCCCUCACCCAUUGCUUCUCCCCUCCCUGCCCUUGAUUUCCCGCACCCCUGCCCUUGUUUCCUACCAUCCAUGCCCCUCGUUUCCCCCCUUUGUACGUUCAGCCUCUUCCCUCCCUGCCCCUCCCCUCCUCCCCCCCUGCCCUUUGCGUUCCCCUCGCUACGCUCCCUUCUCCCCAUCCCUGCUGCCCUCUUGCCACCAUCAGCCCAUCCGCACCACCAGCCCCCCUCCCACCCUUCUCUCCCCCCCUCCCUUUCCCUCUCUCUCUCUCUCUCUCUCUCUCUCUCUUUCUCACACACACACGCACACUCCCCUCCCCCACCCCCCACCCACGUCCUCCCAUUCCGCCCCUCCCUGCCCCUUUCCCACCCCCUCGCACGCCCCUCACCUCCCACCUCCGUGCAACUGGUUUCCCCCCUAUGGUGCCUCCCUUGCAUCGCUCGCCCCGCUGCUCACCCUCUGCCCGCCCCUUUUCCGUGCCCUCAGCUGGCCCAGCCCCUGCCCGUUGCUGCCCCUCCCCUUGCCCCCUCAACUCCCCUGCCCCCCGUACACCCCAGUCCCAUCCAACCGCCCCCACCCUCCCCCGGCUGCCCGUUUCCGCUCUCCACCCCCGCGACCGUGUGCGGCUUCCAACCGCCCAACGGUGGUGCGCACGGGGCGUUUCUUCGCACGGGCAAGCCUCCCCGGGGGGCCCCCACCCCGCUGAGUCGUUUCACACCCCCUGCCUCCUCAUGCCAUCCGCUCCCCCCCGCCCCCACCCUCCGCGUGCCCGCUCCCUUGCCGCCUCUUUUGACCCUCCCUGCCCCCCUCGCCGUUUCCCACCGCCCGCCAUUCGCUCCUCCCCGCCCGUGCGCUCCCCUCGUUUACCUUCUCCUCCCCCCUCCCCUCCUCUGCUGCACGCCUCUUCCUUCCCCUCGCCGACCCACUCCACUCCCUGCCCCUCCUCAAUCCGCACCCUGCCCCUCGUAUCUCGCCCCCCUAUGCUUGGUUUCUCCCCUCCCUGCCCCUCGCCGCCUUUCUCCGCUCCCCACCUCCCCCCUCUCCCUGCUCCCCCACUCUCCCCCCCUUGCCCUUGGCUUCCUACCUCCCUGCCCCACCUUUCCCCCCUCCGUGUGCUCAGCUUCUCCCCUCCCUGCCCCUCCCUCCUCCCCGCCCUGCCCCUCAUUUUCCGCCCCCCCACGCCCGGUUUCUCCCCUCCCCGCGCCUCCCUUUCUUUCUCCGUGCCUCUCCUUUGCUCCCUCCCUGCCCCCGCCUGCCCAUGCCCCUGUCUUUGGCUUCUCCCCUCCCUGCCCCACGUUUCUUCCCUCCCUGCCCCCCCUCUGCCCCUCCCUUGUUUUCCCCUCACCCAUUGCUUCUCCCCUCCCUGCCCUUGAUUUCCCGCACCCCUGCCCUUGUUUCCUACCAUCCAUGCCCCUCGUUUCCCCCCUUUGUACGUUCAGCCUCUUCCCUCCCUGCCCCUCCCCUCCUCCCCCCCUGCCCUUUGCGUUCCCCUCGCUUACGCUCCCUUCUCCCCAUCCCUGCUGCCCUCUUGCCACCAUCAGCCCAUCCGCACCACCAGCCCCCCUCCCACCCUUCUCUCCCCCCCUCCCUUUCCCUCUCUCUCUCUCUCUCUCUCUCUCUCUCUCUUUCUCACACACACACGCACACUCCCCUCCCCCACCCCCCACCCACGUCCUCCCAUUCCGCCCCUCCCUGCCCCUUUCCCACCCCCUCGCACGCCCCUCACCUCCCACCUCCGUGCAACUGGUUUCCCCCCUAUGGUGCCUCCCUUGCAUCGCUCGCCCCUCUGCUCACCCUCUGCCCGCCCCUUUUCCGUGCCCUCAGCUGGCCCAGCCCCUGCCCGUUGCUGCCCCUCCCCUUGCCCCCUCAACUCCCCUGCCCCCCGUACACCCCAGUCCCAUCCAACCGCCCCCACCCUCCCCCGGCUGCCCGUUUCCGCUCUCCACCCCCGCGACCGUUCACACCCCCUGCCUCCUCAUGCCAUCCGCUCCCCCCCGCCCCCACCCUCCGCGUGCCCGCUCCCUUGCCGCCUCUUUUGACCCUCCCUGCCCCCCUCGCCGUUUCCCACCGCCCGCCAUUCGCUCCUCCCCGCCCGUGCGCUCCCCUCGUUUACCUUCUCCUCCCCCCUUCCCCUCCUCUGCUGCACGCCUCUUCCUUCCCCUCGCCGACCCACUCCACUCCCUGCCCCUCCUCAAUCCGCACCCUGCCCCUCGUAUCUCGCCCCCCUAUGCUUGGUUUCUCCCCUCCCUGCCCCUCGCCGCCUUUCUCCGCUCCCCACCUCCCCCCUCUCCCUGCUCCCCCACUCUCCCCCCCUUGCCCUUGGCUUCCUACCUCCCUGCCCCACCUUUCCCCCCUCCGUGUGCUCAGCUUCUCCCCUCCCUGCCCCUCCCUCCUCCCCGCCCUGCCCCUCAUUUUCCGCCCCCCCACGCCCGGUUUCUCCCCUCCCCGCGCCUCCCUUUCUUUCUCCGUGCCUCUCCUUUGCUCCCUCCCUGCCCCCGCCUGCCCAUGCCCCUGUCUUUGGCUUCUCCCCUCCCUGCCCCACGUUUCUUCCCUCCCUGCCCCCCCUCUGCCCCUCCCUUGUUUUCCCCUCACCCAUUGCUUCUCCCCUCCCUGCCCUUGAUUUCCCGCACCCCUGCCCUUGUUUCCUACCAUCCAUGCCCCUCGUUUCCCCCCUUUGUACGUUCAGCCUCUUCCCUCCCUGCCCCUCCCCUCCUCCCCCCCUGCCCUUUGCGUUCCCCUCGCUACGCUCCCUUCUCCCCAUCCCUGCUGCCCUCUUGCCACCAUCAGCCCAUCCGCACCACCAGCCCCCCUCCCACCCUUCUCUCCCCCCCUCCCUUUCCCUCUCUCUCUCUCUCUCUCUCUCUCUCUCUCUCUCUUUCUCACACACACACGCACACUCCCCUCCCCCACCCCCCACCCACGUCCUCCCAUUCCGCCCCUCCCUGCCCCUUUCCCACCCCCUCGCACGCCCCUCACCUCCCACCUCCGUGCAACUGGUUUCCCCCCUAUGGUGCCUCCCUUGCAUCGCUCGCCCCGCUGCUCACCCUCUGCCCGCCCCUUUUCCGUGCCCUCAGCUGGCCCAGCCCCUGCCCGUUGCUGCCCCUCCCCUUGCCCCCUCAACUCCCCUGCCCCCCGUACACCCCAGUCCCAUCCAACCGCCCCCACCCUCCCCCGGCUGCCCGUUUCCGCUCUCCACCCCCGCGACCGUUCACACCCCCUGCCUCCUCAUGCCAUCCGCUCCCCCCCGCCCCCACCCUCCGCGUGCCCGCUCCCUUGCCGCCUCUUUUGACCCUCCCUGCCCCCCUCGCCGUUUCCCACCGCCCGCCAUUCGCUCCUCCCCGCCCGUGCGCUCCCCUCGUUUACCUUCUCCUCCCCCCUCCCCUCCUCUGCUGCACGCCUCUUCCUUCCCCUCGCCGACCCACUCCACUCCCUGCCCCUCCUCAAUCCGCACCCUGCCCCUCGUAUCUCGCCCCCCUAUGCUUGGUUUCUCCCCUCCCUGCCCCUCGCCGCCUUUCUCCGCUCCCCACCUCCCCCCUCUCCCUGCUCCCCCACUCUCCCCCCCUUGCCCUUGGCUUCCUACCUCCCUGCCCCACCUUUCCCCCCUCCGUGUGCUCAGCUUCUCCCCUCCCUGCCCCUCCCUCCUCCCCGCCCUGCCCCUCAUUUUCCGCCCCCCCACGCCCGGUUUCUCCCCUCCCCGCGCCUCCCUUUCUUUCUCCGUGCCUCUCCUUUGCUCCCUCCCUGCCCCCGCCUGCCCAUGCCCCUGUCUUUGGCUUCUCCCCUCCCUGCCCCACGUUUCUUCCCUCCCUGCCCCCCCUCUGCCCCUCCCUUGUUUUCCCCUCACCCAUUGCUUCUCCCCUCCCUGCCCUUGAUUUCCCGCACCCCUGCCCUUGUUUCCUACCAUCCAUGCCCCUCGUUUCCCCCCUUUGUACGUUCAGCCUCUUCCCUCCCUGCCCCUCCCCUCCUCCCCCCCUGCCCUUUGCGUUCCCCUCGCUUACGCUCCCUUCUCCCCAUCCCUGCUGCCCUCUUGCCACCAUCAGCCCAUCCGCACCACCAGCCCCCCUCCCACCCUUCUCUCCCCCCCUCCCUUUCCCUCUCUCUCUCUCUCUCUCUCUCUCUCUCUCUCUUUCUCACACACACACGCACACUCCCCUCCCCCACCCCCCACCCACGUCCUCCCAUUCCGCCCCUCCCUGCCCCUUUCCCACCCCCUCGCACGCCCCUCACCUCCCACCUCCGUGCAACUGGUUUCCCCCCUAUGGUGCCUCCCUUGCAUCGCUCGCCCCGCUGCUCACCCUCUGCCCGCCCCUUUUCCGUGCCCUCAGCUGGCCCAGCCCCUGCCCGUUGCUGCCCCUCCCCUUGCCCCCUCAACUCCCCUGCCCCCCGUACACCCCAGUCCCAUCCAACCGCCCCCACCCUCCCCCGGCUGCCCGUUUCCGCUCUCCACCCCCGCGACCGU